GGAGCGGGAGAGUAAAGGGAGUUGAGGCGGGGGUCGUGUUCCUUCCCUGGGCGCCCACCGUGACCUCCGCCCGCCGAAGCCGCGCCGGGCGCCGUGGGGAAAGGAAAAUAGCGGCCCAGUUCCCUCGUUCCUGUCCCCCGCAUUCCUCUCUGUGGUGCCUCCACUUGCCACCCCUCGCCAGCCCCGCCUCGGUGAAGGCGGCAGCGGGUCAGGACAGGGCUGCCCCAUGCUUAGACAUUGCAUCCCGGCCUCCCGGAGCUGCCCGCUCCCCUCCUGGGCGGGCUGAGCGCCCGGCGCGGCGGUGAAAAACCGCUGAUGGCUGGGUCAGGGGCGCAGCUGCAAGAGCGGGCAGCGGGAUCUGUUCCCUGGGCGAGAGGAGCGGGGCGGCUCUCCUUCCCUGCACCAACAGAGCUCCUUUUCGGAGGGACUUUGUGUCUGUGUGUACGGGGUGGUCGCGGCUGCCAGGCAGCAGGAGCCCCGACGGGUGAGUGCAGCACGGGAGAUCCCGGGGAGCGUCAGUGCCUGCCGCCCGCCGGAGCGGCGGGGCCGGCGGCGUUUGACAGCAGCGCCAGGAGGACACGCCUCUCCUGGCCGAAGCGGCCCCCCCUCCCAACUCGGCGGCGGCGGCUCCGCGCCCUCUUGGCUGGGGCUGCUCCUGCCCCGCUCCUCCCCGGCCAGCGCCGAGGGUGGCGCGGUCCUGGGGAGCGGUCGUUAACUCAUAAAAGUGGAUGCGCGUUAGGACUUACGUGACUGGGAGCGAGCACUUGUGUUGGGAAACUGUUGUGCUGAAAGGAAGAAUUAACUGGUCUUUCAACUUCAGCCUUUUUAUUGUGAGAGGGGAGAUCACAGAAGUGUUACCAUGGGGAGAACAGCAGCUAAAGAUUCAAAGAAUAUUAAAAAAGAGAAAGAUGGAAAGAAUCAGCAGGCAAACAACCCGUCUUUAAAAUGUGGAAGAGGAAAGAGCCUCUUGAAGUUGGAUGAAGAAAGAUGUCUUACAAUGCUCUGGGCUAGCAUCCAGGAAAUCCUGGAGUUACCAGGGGGAUGUGUGAUAAGAAAAGCUGAAAAGGCGAAAUACAGAGAUGUACAAACUGAGCAGUUUAAUUGGGAUGAUUAUCUGAAAGAGACUGAAACAGUAGCUGCCCCUCUGCAUUGUUUCAGACAGUCUAGAAUUCCACCUACGAACGAUUUCAAAGUUGGGAUGAAACUGGAAGCCCGUGAUCCUCGCAAUGUUACCUCAGUUUGUAUAGCUACAGUAAUUGGAAUUACUGGUGCCAGGCUGAGGUUGCGUCUGGAUGGAAGUGACAACAAAAAUGAUUUUUGGAGGCUUGUGGAUUCCUCAGACAUACAGCCCAUCGGAACCUGUGAAAAGAAAGGGGGCAUGCUCCAGCCUCCACUUGGGUUCCAGAUGAAUGCAUCUUCUUGGCCAAUGUUUCUCUUAAGAACCCUCAAUGGAGCUGAAAUGGCACCGGCAACAUUCUUUAAGAAGGAACCACCAAAACCUGUGCCAAACUGCUUUAAAGUUGGAAUGAAACUUGAAGCUAUAGAUAGAAAGAACCCAUACUUGAUUUGCCCAGCAACCAUAGGAGAUGUUAAAGGAGAUGAAGUUUUUGUUACAUUUGAUGGCUGGAGAGGAGCAUUUGACUAUUGGUGCAGAUGUGAUUCUCGAGAUAUUUUCCCAGUCGGAUGGUGUAGCUUGACAGGAGAUGCAUUACAACCACCAGGGAACAAUGUUUCCAUUACAAAGAGCAGUGCAAAAAUCCAAUCUUCCCCUUCCAAAGUGACCCGGCGUUCAAUGCAGUCUCCACAGAAAUCUGCUCCGGUACCAGCGCAACGGGGCAGGAAACCAGGUCGGGGCAAACCCCCUGGACAGUCUGCAGUUCCCAAGAAGGGCAGGUCUCCUAAAAAUAUUCCCCUGACAAAAAGCAUCUCUCAUACUGAAAAUCUUAAAACAAGGAAAAAAAGUUUAAAACCUGGAAAAAAGAAAAAAAUCUUGCCAGAACAAUUGACUCCUGCAUCUCCUUCUCCUCAUUCCUCUCCUGAGAGGGACGGUGGCACUACACAGAUACUUAAAGAUGGAGUUAGUUUGUCUGGUGCAACUGCAGCAGUUAUAUCCACAGUGUGUGUUUAUGUCAACAAGCAUGGAAAUUCUGGGCCUCACCUGGAUAAGAAGAAGGUUCAGCAGCUUCCAGAUCACUUUGGACCAGGUCCUGUCAACGUGGUACUUCAGCAGGCAGUACAGGCUUGUGUGGAUUGUGCCUAUCAAUCCAAAACAGUCUUUGGAUUUCUGAAAUCUGGCCAUCACGGAGGGGAAAUGAUAACUGCUUCCUUUGAUGGGGAAAAGCACGCCAUCAAUCUUCCUUCUGUAAACAGCGCAUCGUUUGUCCUGCGCUUCUUGGAGAAACUCUGCCACAGCCUGCAGUGUGAUAAUCUCUUUAGUAGCCAGCCCUUCAGCCCUUACAUGGGAUGUGCACAUAGUCCUAUGGAGUAUGAUAGGAACAAACCAGCAAAAGAAGAAAUGCCUGAAAACAGGAUUGCUAAACGAUACUCCCAGGACUCUCCACCGUAUAGUGCUCCUCUUUCCCCUAAGCUUCCCAGAAAUGAUGCUCAUCCAUCUGAAGCAGAAACAUUGCCUAUAGAGGAAAACAGCACUUCCAAAGAACACCGAUUUUCUGAGGACUCUCUGGACUCUGCACACAAUUCUGUAAAUCCUUCAAGCCCAACCUGUCAAAAUUCUACAGAGUAUCGUGCUUCAGGAGGUGCACCAUAUUACAGAAAUUCCCAUCAGUCAGUGAAUGCUACCUCCAAUUCAGCCCCAGUCCUGCGCAGGCUGUCCUUGAGCUCUGCUGGGAGCAGCGGUUACUAUGAAGUUAGUAGGAAUCGAAUGCAGAGGCGGAUUGAAGCUGCAAGUUCCACAACUGGGCCAGAUUUGAAUUCACUAAAAAGGGAACCUUCAAGAAUAUUGAAUAAGGAUCCUUCCACCUGGUCAAUAGAAGAAGUAAUGCGUUUUGUGAAAGAAGCUGAUCCACAGGCACUAGCUCCACAUGCAGAACUCUUUAGGAGACAUGAAAUCGAUGGGAAGGCACUACUCUUACUGAGGAGUGAUAUGAUAAUGAAAUAUAUGGGACUGAAGCUGGGGCCUGCCCUAAAGUUGUGCUACCACAUUGAAAGACUUAAACAAGGAAAGUACUAGCCUGUGGGGAUGCACCACAAGUACGUGUGUUUGUUUCGCACUAAGCUCUCAGGUUUACAGCCAUAGCCAUUGGAACAAUUUUGCUGAUCUAAAUCAUCUUGAUUUUUUGAAAGUGCUCUCACAAUGUAAAUAAGACAUUCAGGAUAAAUUGGGGAGGGAUAUAAUCUGUAUUACACUAGUAUUUUGUGAACUGCUUCAGAAGGUUUGCAGGGAAGGACAGGGGAUCAUACUGGGGACAGGCAGGCCAGGUGACAGUGCUCUUCCAAUCCUGUGAUCUCUGUUACAGACUUCAACCAACGUGUUCGUAUUCACAACCAAAACAGCUGAAUCCCAAAGCAAAAUAAUAAAACAAACCAGCAUCAGGUGUUAACAGUUUUUACAAGGGUGGCUAUAAACUUUUAUUUUGCAGGAAAAAUUUAAAACAGAAGGUCUCAUCUCCGUAAUGAAUACUGUGUCUAGUCCUCCAGCAGUGUAAGACUCAAGUAUAUUAUUCUAGAUUAUUCUUCCUAGAUUUCUGUAAAGGAAGUAGCCAUAAGAUUUGUUCAUGGGGGUCGGAGGUGUGGGGAGGUUAGGGUUAUGGAGGAUAGGGCUUAAUACAAAUAUAAGCUUUUAUAAAGUUUGCUUCUCAGUCCUUUGCUAAGUUAUGAGGACAACAUAUUGUCAAUUUAUGCAGGGAAUAAAUACUUUUGUUUCAUGAAAGGGCAUAUUGGCUGUUUAAACCAGCCAUUUCUGGGACAGACUGAUUUCACUGGAACAGCGCAUCCACAUUUUAAACAUUCCAUCUUUCUGCCAAGUUUGGCAUGGAUAUGUGUGUUCAUGCUCUUUAUAUAUACAUUUGUAUGUGUCAGGGAAAUAUAUACUAUAUAUAUAAAUAUACAUACACACUGUAUGUAUGUAUUCAGUUUUUUUAAUGUGUACUUUGCACUCUGUCAGAGAAAACUGUACAAUUUCUUGUUUACCAGUAAAUUUGGUUGUGUACUACUUCCAUACUCAUUAGCACCUGUUUAAAUUUUUUUUGUUCAUUCUUGGAGUCAGAAGGUGACAAACAAUCAAAGGGUGGUUUUAUUCAUACAGGCAGGAUUCCUGUACUAUGCAAUACUCUUGGUUAUUCAUCCCUUAACUCUGAGCCAUAUAUUCUGGUAUAUUUCUGGAAAGAGGCAUUUGGUUCCAGUGGUUUGGGCUUAUAUUUCCUAUUAGGAAGUGCUACUAUGUAACUAAUAAGCCUUUUUUGGGUAAAUUUGGUGCUGUUUGUAUAAGCUGCAAGAAUGAGUGGUGAUAAUAUAGCAGUUUGUUGUCACUGCCGAUUGUAAUGUACAUCAGGGACAAGAAAAUAUAUUUUCUGUGUAGGAAACUGAAUGUACUGUAUGUAAUAGUGUGAGUGAUAAAAACUAUUUCCUAGGGAAGGUCUAGUCUUAAAAUGGUAGAUUUAUUAUAUUUCUUACUGCCUUUUUAUAUGAAAGCAUAUAGUAUAAAAGUAUUUUUUACAAAUUCCUUUUCUGAAAAUGCCUUGCUUUACCAAUAGUCUGAUAUUCCUCAGGUUUGAGCAGAGAUACUGCUGCAGAAUAAUUUUUGUGGCUCGUAAGUGUCCCAAGUAUUUUGUUAGCUUAAGUGACUGCAUUGUAAUUUGAAUUUAUCAAGUCAUUUGGAUUUUGAGAACUGUUUUUAUGAUUACAUCAUUUGACACUAAAGGUUAUCUAUAUCGAUUUGUUUUGUGUAUCUUUUGUGGUGCAUAUAUGCUUAGAUGAAUAAUACAAGCAUGCCCUUUUUAGUAAGAAAAGGUCAGAGCAUUGAUUAAAGAAACAGAAUGUUUUCUCUUUCUGUUAGGAAAAUCCUGACUUGAUUGUCGGCAUAACCAUAUGAAAGUUAGUUAUAUGCUGACGAAAACAUCGUGCCCCACAUGUUCAGUGUAUUGUCUAUACCUUACUUCUUCCAUGCUAUAUUAUGUUGAUUUUCAGAGUUCUUCAGUGUAAAAAGAUCCCACACAAUUUAAGUGGAAGUAAUUGACUGAAAACAGUUUUCAUUUUUUACGUUGCCAUUGGCAUAAGAAAAACAAAGAUGUUUAAAUUUUCUGUUUGGCCUUUAUGGAAUGACAUUUUUGUACAUGGCACUGUUUUGAGUAUAAAUAUUUGUUCAAGGCUUUCUGUACACCCAUAUGCACAGGGAUUACUGUGAUGUUGCAGUGCCUGGAUUUCACAGUGUGCUGUAGUGUGAGAUUCAAGUGUUCAGUGUUGUAGCAGAAUAUAUUUUUUAUUCUUUAUUUCCAAUGGGAUGUUCUUAUCUAUCAACAAAAAUAAAAUAGUUUGUUCAUUGUUGUAA
Molecule: messenger RNA, 5506 nt
Organism: Pezoporus flaviventris
Lineage: Eukaryota; Metazoa; Chordata; Aves; Psittaciformes; Psittacidae
Gene: SCML2
Product: Scm polycomb group protein like 2
Biological process (GO): regulation of DNA-templated transcription
Cellular component (GO): nucleus
Molecular function (GO): protein binding
Source: RefSeq, a predicted model, not a curated record